Molecule: messenger RNA, 1443 nt
Organism: Klebsormidium nitens
Lineage: Eukaryota; Viridiplantae; Streptophyta; Klebsormidiophyceae; Klebsormidiales; Klebsormidiaceae
Source: the annotation of a GenBank genome assembly
CGAGUCUGAGAUGUCUCAGUCUCUCAGAGUCUCAUCAUUUUGGGCGCACAAGUGAUACGCAUGCUGAUUUGGAGGCCUAUGCAGCAUCCAUCUUUAGAAGAGGCUAGGAGCAAUUCUUAUGUGAACGAGUUUCGGUUCAUCUUAGCACAAAGAAGCUGCGAAUUGUUGGCGCGUGCAAGCAGAACGGAGCUUGCACGAGCAGUUGGGACAGCUGCACUGGAACUUUGACGUCUGAUGUGGGGUUGAACACAUUUUGAGACCAUCUCUGGGCCUUGGGACAUGGACGUUGUCCUGGAUGUUGGCCAAUGGGAAGCAGAGGAGCGACCUCAUGAGCACGAGUUUGGGAGGAGGUCGAGCAGCAGUGGCAGCAGGCGCGUGAGUAGAGAGUACCGACGGCCUACCAUUGAAGAGGUCGCACUUCCCCGCAGCGCGGACGUGCGCCUCGUCGCGCGCCACCGCGACGUGUACGAGCCGUGCGACGACAGCUUUGCGCUCGUGGACGCGCUCAUGGCGGACCAGGCACACCUGCGCGAGCUGGACCCGAAACUGUGCGUUGAGGUCGGCUCCGGGAGCGGUUUCGUCAUCACGUCGCUGGCGCUCAUGAUCGGCGACCAAGGCAGCACGCGCUUCCUCGCGACCGACCUCAACCCGACCGCAGCGGAGGCCACGCGAGAAACGCUCGCAGCGCAUGGCGUCGAGGCGGAGACGGUGGUGACGGAUCUGUUGGACGGACUGGAGAAGCACUUGGAAAAGAGUGUCGAUGUGCUUUUGUUUAACCCGCCGUACGUUCCAACCGAAGAAGAAGACGUUGGGGGGCCCGGGGCGAUGGCUGCAUGGGCUGGGGGCGACCGUGGUAGGACUGUCAUAGAUAGGUUUCUGCCCCUGGUUGACGGGUUGUUGUCGCCCGACGGGUGGUUGUAUAUGGUAACGCUCACGACGAAUGAUCCGCAGGAGAUUUGCCGCAUCAUGAAGAAGCAGGGCUUUGCGUCGCGGAUCGUGAUACAGCGGCAGACAGAGGAGGAGAGUCUGCAGGUCAUCAAGUUUUGGAGGGACCCGGCAGAGAGCGAGAAGUCAAAAGAGGAAAGGACGUUUGGGAGUCUGUCACUGAAACGUUUGGCUUUCUGGCGGUCCUGACGGUGCUUCCUCGCCGACGAGGAGCGCCUGAGCUGCCCGUGUAUAUUGAGAGUUUCGAAUUCCGGAUUUGUUGGGAUGUUGCUUUGGUUGCCCGGGACUUUAUAGAGGUGUGUACAGAUUCUCGACAUUGGCACCGUCCUCCAAGCAGGGAUUGCAGAAGUCAGUCCCUUUGAAUAAGCUUACAGCCCAUCGUCAAUGGUGGUCGCAGCUCCCUAAGCUUUUACGUUACGCCUUGAAACAAGCUACAUAUAGAUCGAUCCCUCAUUUGAGAAAUAAUGAGUCGUUUGUUUGGAGUCACAAGUACCUCGG